UGUACAUAUAGGCAUUUACAUAUAUAUCGUAGCAAUAGCAAUAAUAGCGAUCAGUGCCGAACAGUCUUUCGAAUACCGCGUACUCAAAAAAUAAUACAACUCGUUUAUAUGUUGAGUCGGGCUCUAUAAGCUUUGUAAUUCACGCGCUGACAAAAAGCUACCGAUUAAUUUAUUAACAGGUUUGAUGCGGGACUCAAACUGAAGUGAGUGCAGAUCUACGUGUGCGUCUGGUGAUUAUAGUUUUCAUACAAUUAUUGUCGGUUGUUGCAUAGUUUUACAAGAUCGCUAAGAAUUUAAUUCGAAUAAUGAGUAUCGAAUGAUGCUUCUAUAAUAGGAUUGGAAAAGAUUUUAAUAAAUUUGUACGAGGACUAUUGUUUACACUAAGAGCUGGAUUCUUGCACUAUGCGCAGAUAGAUUAUUUGUAAGAGUAACAAUUUCGUAUAUAGAUCAUCGAAAACUUUCAACGAUACUGUGGUACGAGUUGUUUCCUGAUAACAAUAAUAAAUUCUUAAAAUCCCCAAAAUAAAAGAGUGUGAAUUAAACUCUUGAAAUAAGUCAAUUUCACGCGUAAAGUGCUCGGUGUACUUGCGUACUUCUCAGCACAACACGUCUCGAAUUGUACAUGAAAUGUUGUCAGUUGAUUAGUUGGAUCGCAUUAAUUAAUCAUUCUAGUUUCAACUGAAUCAUGAAUCGAGUUGUUAUACCAGAUUACACAGUUCCAGCGGAUUUGGAAAAAGUUUUAGUUAAUCACAUAAAGAGCUACAAUGGCAUGAACAAUGAUUCGCGCUUGUAUUUACAAGUUUUGUCAGCUCUGAAGAAUGCUACAAGCAUCAACAUUUCGGAGAGCCAUUACUUGACCUUAUUGAAACUGGCGCUCUAUUUAGAAGAGCAUCAAUGCAACGUGGAUAUGAAAAAAUACGAGCGGUCUGGCAUAAAAAUCAAACGACCAGACAGCCAACCAACUAUGUUCCAAAUAAUCAUUGAAGAAAUCGACGAAGAAAAACCUUGGAUAAAACAGAAUGAUCUCGUGGAUGUUAUUGAUAACGCAAGUAAUCUGCUUUACACGUUGAAAGUUAUGAACAUUCAGCAGAACAAUAUAAUCGCCUAUGAUGAAAAUGCGAUCUUGGAUGAAACUUACACUGCCGAUAAACUUUACAACGUUAAAUUUCGAUUUCAAAAUUAUUCCUUGAGAUGUUGUCAUUUCGCUUUGUCACGAAUUCUUCAGCAAAAUGUGACGACGUAUUUGUUCCCGUACAAAUGGAAAUCUUUUAUUAUAAAGAACCCGAGUAUUUACAAUGAUUUCACAGCAGUUAAUCCUUCUAUCUCGAAGAAUUCUGAGCAAAAACAAGCUAUCAUUAAUAUUAUAAACCGAUCUUCAUUUCCUGCGCCAUACAUCCUUUACGGCCCGCCUGGUACCGGAAAAACAGCCACUUUAAUUGAAGCUAUGUGCCAAAUAUAUAGUAGUUUUCCAGAGCGACGUGUCUUAGUUUGCACGCCGUCAAACACUGCCGCAGAUGAGAUUGCGAGAAGGUUGAUUAAAUAUAUUCCUCCUGAGGAUAUCUAUCGAUUUUACAGUCAAUCUAAAGACGCCUCAACCAUCGAUGAACAAUUGCGCCCGUGUUCUAAUUUUGAAGGAGGACAAAUAGCUUUUGUAAAGCAUGAAGUUCUUGAAAAGAAGAGCAUUAUCAUAUCUACUUUGUGUAACUGUAUGAGAUUGAUAAUAAUGAGACUGAGCCCUAAUUAUUUUUCAUACGUAAUUAUUGACGAAGCUGGGCAGUGUAUAGAACCAGAUCUUCUCAUUCCCGUAAGCAUAGUGAGUAACGGUGGACAACUUUGUAGUCAAAUUGUUGUGGCGGGCGACCCACAACAGUUGGGACCAACAGUUAUAUCAAAACUUGCUGCAAUUGUUCUUGGAAGAACAAUUUUAGAAAGAUUAAUGUCUUAUGACAUUUACCAAAAAGAUCACAAUAUGAGGUACAAUCCUAGGUAUAUUACGAAGCUCCUUAUAAAUUACAGAAGUCCUCCAAGUAUUUUAUAUCUUUCCAACCACUUGUUUUACGACAAUGAACUUUACUCACAAUUUCACAGUAACUGUGAAAAGACUAUUUUUCCUAUAAUUUUCCAUGGAGUGAGAGGAAAAGAAGAAAAAUAUUUCUACUCGCCUAGUUCUUGCAAUCACACAGAGGUCCAGCUAGUUUUAGAUUACGUUGAUAAAUUAAUUAAAAAUAAAACAGGUUUGGACUUAGGUUUAAUUGAUCCGGACGAUAUAGGCAUUGUUACACCUUUUACUUUGCAAAGUAAAUUGAUUAAAAAAAAGCUUAAUCAUAAAAAGUUGGAGGGAAUUAACGUUGGAACGGUCGAGUUAUUCCAAGGACAAGAAAGAAAGGUUAUGAUAAUGACAACCGUCAGAAGCAAAACUUUUUUCCACGACGGCCAACGGCAUAUUGGAUUUCUAUCAAGCCCAAAACGUUUCAAUGUUGCUAUAACGCGGGCUAAGACUUUACUUAUCGUGAUUGGGAACCCAACUGUUUUGCAAAUUGAUUACAAGUGGAAUUACUUAUUAAAAUAUUGCAUGGAGAAUAAGUCUUACCAUGGUGUCAAAUUUUCUUUACGUCCGGUCGAUAAUAAACAAAAUAAUAAAAAGCUGCAUAUUCUCGAAUCUUCGACGUUAUUCAGAUCAGACAGUGGAACUGAUUUAUUACAAUCUUUAUGCGGAAUUUUCUUUCCUGAAAUACCAGUUAUUUAUAAAAAAGCAUCAACAAAUUGCCGAAUAUCCCAAGAAAAUUACAGCUACCAAUAUAACCAGAAGAAAUCAAGCAGUUGUACAAUUCUUUAGUCAUUUUAUGUAUCUGUUUAACAACUUGCACGAUAAUCUACUUUAUAAUGUAUAUUCAUUUUGAAUUCGUUUCAUGACGAUAUACUAGAUAAUGUUUUUGCUAUUAUUUAUGAUAAAUUUAUAUUUCACAUAAACUAUUUAAGGCUCGGUACCUUUCUCAAAUAAUAUGAUUGUUAAUAUGUUCGUGACAGAGAAUAAUUGAUGUAUUGAUGCGUGCUUUUGUUAUUCAUUGUAGUACUAAUAAAGUAACAAAAUUUAACAAAAA
This is a messenger RNA of Phymastichus coffea, 3101 nucleotides long. Its product is annotated as putative helicase mov-10-B.1. The coding region runs from base 686 to 2836 and encodes 716 amino acids. The record is from RefSeq and is a predicted model, not a curated record. Gene Ontology annotation, molecular function: 5'-3' RNA helicase activity; RNA binding; ATP hydrolysis activity. The transcript has 10 exons. NCBI's taxonomy places the organism in Eukaryota, Metazoa, Arthropoda, Insecta, Hymenoptera, Eulophidae.